Trichobilharzia szidati is the source of this 970-nucleotide messenger RNA. The record is from the annotation of a GenBank genome assembly. NCBI's taxonomy places the organism in Eukaryota, Metazoa, Platyhelminthes, Trematoda, Strigeidida, Schistosomatidae.
AUGGCAAAGGUUGGCAAUGGUGUCCAAAUUCCGCUUUCAUGGGUUCAUGAACAUGGUGGUGCAUUCCCAAAAAAUUCAAUUAAAGCAGAUGAAGGAGUAUAUGUGGCUCGUUGUCGUAUAAAUGAUGAUCUGCUGGUUGGCAAAUUUGUUUCUACCUAUGGUAAAGCCUAUUGUCCACAUGAAGGCAAAGAGUUAGAGUUCACUGAUUAUGAACUUCUAUGUGAUUCUGGUAUUCCUGGAUGUCGUGAAGGGUAUGAAUGGAUAAUGAUGAAUGGAGGUGGUGUACCAGACAUGGCAGUGGUUGGUGCAAUAGACAAAUAUGGUACACCAUUGUACAUCGUAAGAGGAAGAAUUCAAGGUGAAACAUGUGUUGGCAAGUUACUUCAGGGCGAAGGAAGUGCAUGCUUUGCAUGGGGUGGUGAUGAGCAUAAAAAUCCAGAAUAUGAUGUACUUGUUUUGAGAAAUUGAGAUACAUCUACCAUUUCUUUGAAGACAAGAAAUGAAAAAAACUUCAUUUCAAUAUUUUAUAAUUUUUAAAAAAAAUAUAUUAAAAAAGAUUUAAAUUGAAAACAUGACAAGCUAAUUCAUAAUUUGUCGGUAAUAUAUAUUCAUUUGAAUGGUUGGAUAUCAUGAUAAUAUUGUACUUUUGUUUAAAAUAUACGUCAUAAGAUCUGGUGAAUAAAGAAUAAAGGAUUAUUUAGUAAACAAACCAUUGGAUUUGUGUUUAUUAAUUUGUUCCUAUUUUUUUGAAUGUGAUUAAAAGAUUGCUGUCUGUUGUCUUUAAAUCAGUGAGUAUUACUUUUUCUUUUUCUCACAUGAACUUUAUUUUUUAGUAUGAAGUGUGGUCAUGAAUUUAAGGACAUGCUCACUUUUCUUUUUUUUGGGGUGGGGUGUUUGUCUUCUUGAACCAUAUCUAAUCCAUGACGGAUUUGCUUACUUUGUGUGCUAAAUAUAAGCAUUUUAAGUCUCA